Molecule: messenger RNA, 2304 nt
Organism: Gordionus sp. m RMFG-2023
Lineage: Eukaryota; Metazoa; Nematomorpha; Gordioida; Chordodea; Parachordodidae
Product: protein sneaky-like
Exons: 15
Coding region: 1-2304 (767 amino acids)
Cellular component (GO): membrane
Source: RefSeq, a predicted model, not a curated record
AUGGGUAACUGUAUUUGUUCGCCAUGCUCGUUUUGCAAAAGGGUCUUGACGAGUCUUCCCAACGAGUACAAAGUUAUCAAACAGCUGUUAGGAUUUCCUUUCGGAAUUUCUUUAGGAAUAGGAUUCCAUUAUCUGGUGGUGGAGAACUUGAAAUUAGAAGAUUCCAGUAAAUACCUAUUGUCCGGAAUAAUAUGCCUAUCCCUAGGAUUCGGGUACGCCCUCUCCGUGCAAGUCAGAUGCAUGGCCAUUUUACUUGUCCCCGUCUUGUUCACUAAGGCAGGUCGAAGUGUUAUAAGCGCGGUCAUUAUAGGCAUGUUAAUCGCAGUUAAUAAUGAUGGGCUAAGGGUCAGCUGUCCACACUUAGCCACUUAUACUGAGUAUGCUAUUAUUCAAAAUAAACAAGGCCCAAUCGGGAACAUAGUAUACAAUGCCAGAGAAUCAAUCCGUUCGUUAACUUGCACUGUGUCUAUGGGAUACAAUUUGACCAAGCAGAUCAUGGAACUCAAGUACAAGCCCAUCGCUAACGUCUUGUCCGAUAUCAUGGUUCAAGCUCCUAACCUCAAAGAUAUAUCCAAAGAAAUCAAAAAAAACUUUAGCAUUCUCAACAAAGAAGUAGAAGACAACAAAGAGAUAGAAGAAUCUAGAAAUCGCACGAACGAAGUUGACGGCAAAUUAGAAGGUUGGGGUCGGGCGGCCAUAAUUGAAAAGAAAUUCACGGAAAAAAGGACUAAAAUCGCCACGAAAGUCGAUCAUAAGGGUUCUUUCGUAGAGUCUUUCUAUGCUAAAAAACAAGCCUUUAGAUGUCAGGAUAUAUUCAAUUUCGCGGCAGAUAGGUGCCAAACGGUGUUCAAAGACAUGGAAAAAAAAUGCUUCAAAAAAAUCGGCAUCUUAGGAGUCACUUCCGUCAUAUGUUUGGCCUUCCGCGUCCUGAUGCCAACCACUAGCAAAAAUGAGAGCUGCGAAUCCUCCGACGACGCUGUGAAUCCCGGAUUCGGGGAAGGGUUUGUCGAAGCCGAAAAAGCCGCCCAAGAUUUCGACAAAAAUUUCGAUGUCGACAUGAAAUAUCAAAUGGCGUUAUCACCAGCUGUUUUGUAUUCCACGUCCCUUCAAAACGCAUUUUACUGGAUCAAUCGAUCACAUGAAAUCUCUAGAAAAUUAGUUUCUGAGGAGGAGCCUUUAGAUCUGAAGACGGCGGAGGACGUUUCCGCUCAAAUCGAAUACGAGUUCAAGAUCAGGCAAAUGUGGUUCGAAAUAAUCGCCACGCUUUUGCAGAGAAUCAUGGCCUUGCUGAUUUUAAUCAUCAUUAAAGGUGCUUUCGAUUAUACCAACGGGUAUUUAAGCGAUUUCCGCUUUGACAACAACUACGUGACGAGUUACUUCAAGAAGAUAGAUGAAAGACGUUACUUAGCCGGCAAAUCCAAUUUAGAUAUCCGGAAAUCUAGGAAGGCCCUAAAGUACGCGGAUCUCGUCUACCCAUGGAGUCCCCAUAUUUCCCAAAGCGAGAAAAAAGGGGUAUUUUCGGCAUCGAUCAAAAUAUUUUUGGAUAUCGUGACAGCUGUCAUACUCAUCCUGUUCGAUAGGUUAUUUUACGAGAUUUUGAGCAUAGUCAAGGAACACAGCACGAUGACCGUCACUCAAAAAGGAGCUCACAAGAUAUUGUUCCAAGUCUACGGGAACAGCAUAUUGGCACAUAUUUUCCGAAAACUCUUCAAAGGGAUUAAGUCGGAUCAUACGUUAGAUUCCUACACGAGUAAUCUAGAGUGUCUACCGACUGCCAGAAAAUUAGAAACGCGAUUUAUAAUCCGUAUAAUUCUGAUGAACGUUUUUGCUUUGAUCAUGCUGUAUGUGCAGGCUUACGCCCUGAGAACGAGAAGGAUCAUCUGUUCAUUCUUUUAUCCAAAACGCGAAAAAAAACGAACCAUAUUCCUGUAUAACGAUCUGAUAUCCAAAAAGAAAACGAAAUUCGAAUUCAUGAAAGAAAAGGUUUUGCUUAAUGCCAAGAUCAAAAAACUACAGCAAAAAUCUGGAAUGUUAGUGGCAUUAAGAAAUCAAUUCCCCAGAUGCCUGUUCUGGUUAAAAUACCUCAAAUCGGGGAAAAGGAGCUGCUUGCUGUGCGAUGAUCUAGAACGUGGAACCAAAGAGGAUUUCGUAAAGUGCCCGUCUCGAAAAGGCUGCCCCUUCGUUUAUUGCUCAGAAUGUUGGAAGGAUUUAAAGGAGACAUGCUACGGCUGCAUUUCCCAGGAAAAAUUACGGGUUCUCGAGUACGAUUUCAAAUUCGCUCAAGAAGAGAAUGACGAAGAGUAA